Cuscuta europaea is the source of this 1185-nucleotide messenger RNA. The record is from the annotation of a GenBank genome assembly. Lineage: Eukaryota; Viridiplantae; Streptophyta; Magnoliopsida; Solanales; Convolvulaceae.
CGACACCAAGAAUAUUUUAUAAUGUAUAAUUUCAAGAAAUACUUGAGUUAUAUAGAAAGGUUGAUUAGAGAAAGGAAAAAAGAAAUUAAUGGAAAAGGUUGUUAAUAAAAAAAGAAAAAUAAAUAAAAAAGAAAGAACGAUUACAAUAAUACCCGAAUGUACCAUAUAAAUUGCGUUAACUUUUCGUAUGUAAUUAAAUAAGACCUUGACUUGUUUCCACCUUUUCCAUCUUUUCCGAAUUUGCCCUUCUUUUUUUUAAAGCUCCGUGUUGGGAAGAAACUGAAGAGCAUCUACUAUUCUGUUCCAUUCAAUAUUCACAAUCUUUAAAUGCUACAGACUCAACACUCAACAAUGGUGCACCAAAGGAUUUCCAGCGCUUGGAGAUUAGGGUUGUCAAAACGACAUCACUCAGCGGCAUGAAAGAGAGGAUAUGAAGAAACAAUUUUACCUGCUACCGCACAGAACUGUUCUGGAACCCAAAGGAAUCGCAACUAGAGAUGGAUGACGGUCAACGAAGGCAGCGGAGCACGGCCAGUGGAGGCGACGGCGGAAAUCAGCGGCGCUGACGAGAAGCAACGCCGACGGCCAACGACGGCGUUGUUCCCAUGUUGCACCUCUUCUUCUUCACAGAUAGAACACUCGAAGCCUCUGCCCGCGUCACAGCCCACGCCGCCGCUGACCUACCACAGCCCAUGUCGCCGAUCAGAUCUGUCUUCUUCUUCUCUUUUCUCCUCCACCUCUCCUUCUCUUUUCUUUCCGAUGAAGCUGGGGAGAUGAAGAAAACUAUCGCCAAUAACCUGCUGCAAAGGAGAUCAGGUGAUGCUUUUAUUUGUUUAAUCCAUGAUCGACUUCGCCAAAUCCAUGCUAAAGGAGAUGCAGGGGAAGAAGAUCCGGGCCGUAUCGAGGGAAAAGGUCAUUCUUUCCGUCAAUAAUAAAAAAAAAAGCAGAGAAAUAAGGAUUGUAAAACUCAACCAAAACGUAAGAACCCCAGUUGCAACAACAUAAGAAAUUCAAUUUUUUUAAUGUUUCUGUGUUGUUGUAAUUUCCUAUUUCAUUUGUAUUGUAAGUGAGUUUUUGCUACAAGUGAGUGUUACUCCAUGUUUUGUUUUGUUUUUUGAGAGUAGAAGAGUGCUAUGUUAUGUUCUAUGUUUAUGACAUUGUUAUAAAUGUUUGGUUUCACUUUCA